Molecule: messenger RNA, 1111 nt
Organism: Passer montanus (Eurasian tree sparrow)
Lineage: Eukaryota; Metazoa; Chordata; Aves; Passeriformes; Passeridae
Product: zinc finger protein 239-like
Exons: 2
Coding region: 1-837 (278 amino acids)
Biological process (GO): regulation of transcription by RNA polymerase II
Molecular function (GO): DNA-binding transcription factor activity; RNA polymerase II cis-regulatory region sequence-specific DNA binding
Source: RefSeq, a predicted model, not a curated record
AUGAAGGGGGUGGCUGUGAGGAAGAUGAAGAUGCCCCUGGACAUCCAGGCAGGAGGAAAGGCCCUCCCUGAGCCAGGAAGGUGGACAGAGCUGGUGAUCUCUGAGCAGCUUCAGGUUGGGGAGAAGCCCCACAAGUGCUUGGAGUGUGGGAAGAGCUUCAGGCAGAGCUCCCACGUGAUUUGUCACCAGAUGAUCCACACUGGGGAAUGGGCCUACGAGUGUCCUGAGUGUGGGAAGGGCUUCAUCUGCAGCUCCAACCUCUUCACCCACCAAGGAAUCCACACUGGCAAAUGCCCCUAUGAGUGUGGGGAGUGUGGGAAGAGCUUCAGUCAUAGCUACAGCCUAAUCAGCCCCCAGAUGAUCCACGCUGGGGAGAGGCCCUACAAGUGUGGGGAAUGUGGGAUGAGCAUCAGACAGCGCUCUGGCCUCAUCCGCCACCAGAUGAUCCCCACUGGGGAAUGGUCCUACGAGUCUGGGGAGUGUAGGAAGGGCUUCAGCUGCAGCUCCAACCUCAUCACCCACCAACGAGUGCACACUGGGGAAUGCCCCUAUGAGUGUGGGGAAUGUAGGAUGAGCUUCAGAUGGUGCUCUGACUUGAUCCCCGACCAGAUGAUUCACACUGGGCAGAGGCCGUAUGAGUGUCAGAAGAGCUUCAGCCAGAGGACCCAACUGAUCAUCUACCAACGCAUCCACACCGGGGAGGCCCUUGUUCACUUCUGUAUGGUUGGCCAGAUAUACCAGUCUCUGGAUGGUAUAAGUCCUAAGUAUAUCAACCUUCUGAAGAGGUUUGAGGGAUGUGUUGCCAAUGUGAUGGAGCCAAUCCACAAGUUUCUCUGAUAAACCUGAAUCGGUAAAACCGGUCCAGGGGUCAAUCCAUGUGCCUAGAUGUUUUUCGGAGCUCCCUGGGUCAAUCAUAUUACGGGGGGAUCCAUUUAUUAUCUGUCACUAUAGGACACGAAACAACACGACGCGGACACGCUGCUGCUCUCAAGGUAGAAAUGGGAUGUUUGUUUUUUACUCCAACAUUUUUAGAUUUCCAAAGGUGACAGUGGAUUGGAGGGUGAAAGUGCCACCUCUCCAAUGACAUUGGACAAACCAACAGUCCAUCAAA